Spinacia oleracea (spinach) is the source of this 1207-nucleotide messenger RNA. RefSeq names its product extradiol ring-cleavage dioxygenase. The coding region runs from base 94 to 1074 and encodes 326 amino acids. Gene Ontology annotation, molecular function: zinc ion binding; ferrous iron binding; dioxygenase activity. Lineage: Eukaryota; Viridiplantae; Streptophyta; Magnoliopsida; Caryophyllales; Amaranthaceae. The record is from RefSeq and is a predicted model, not a curated record. The transcript has 3 exons.
UUAGCAAUGUGAAUUCCACAUUCAAAUCAAUGGAGCUUUCCAAAAGGUAAGGCGAGUCAACUCACACGUCAUUUGUGUCGCUAUAUAAAAAAAAUGACGAGAGAGAAACGUAAAUUUAAUCAUUCCUCAACAUUUUCUACCAAACCCAAAAAUCAUCAACUCAUUUUCUUCACAUCUUUGCUCUUAAUCAUCUUCUAUUUCGCCGGCGUUUCAAUUUCCAGCAAAACAGCAACAAACACGACGAAAAUGAGCGCCGAAACAAUAAUUAACGAGACGUUUUACAUAUCUCAUGGCUCACCGACGCUUUCAAUCGACGAGUCCCUUCCCGCCAGGCACUUUUUGAAGAGUUGGAGAGAGAAAAUCUUUGAUCUAAAACCCAAAGCUAUCCUCAUUAUCUCUGGUCACUGGGAAACUCAUGAGCCUACUGUUAAUGCUGUUGAUCGUUGUGAUACCAUCUAUGAUUUCUAUGGCUUUCCUGCUCCCAUGUACAAGCUAAAGUAUCCAGCUCCCGGAGCUCCAGAAUUGGCAAAACGAGUACAAAAUCUUUUAACAACUUCGGGAAUAAAGCGAGUACACAUAGACAAGAAACGAGGGUUAGAUCACGGUGCAUGGGUUCCAUUGAUGCUAAUGUACCCUAAUGCUGAAAUUCCUGUAUGUCAACUCUCUAUUCAAAUGAACAAAGAUGCUACUUACCAUUAUAACAUGGGCCGAGCAUUGGCUCCUCUUAAAGAGGAAGGUGUUCUUAUUAUUGGUUCCGGAAGCGCCACACAUAACUUGAGAGACCUCAAAUGGAGUGCUACUGAUCAAGAAGUUGUUCCUUGGGCUGGUGAGUUUGAUAAAUGGCUUGAACAAGCUUUGAUCAAUGGAAGGCAUGAAGAUGUGAAUAACUUCCUAAAGAAAGCGCCUCACGCAAGAAAGGCACAUCCAACACCAGAUCAUUUUUACCCAUUGCACGUAACGUUGGGUGCUUCCGGAGAAAACACGAAAGGGGAGCUCAUACAUCGCAGUUGGAGCCUCGGUACCCUAUCAUAUGCCUCCUACAAGUUCACCACCCCAACUAAAAUUAAUUCUUAAUGUUCAGUGUACUCAAUUCGUUCAGUUGUCAUAUUUCAUUUCAACAUGUAUUAUAUUUUCUCAACUUUGAUUAUAAUGUACUCCGUUUGAUAUUUUCAGUUUAUUUGAUUACAAUCGUCGUGCCUUUGUGUUA